Papaver somniferum (opium poppy) is the source of this 1054-nucleotide messenger RNA. Its product is annotated as 60S ribosomal protein L10. The transcript has 4 exons. Gene Ontology annotation, biological process: translation; ribosomal large subunit assembly. The record is from RefSeq and is a predicted model, not a curated record. Bases 144 to 809 code for a protein of 221 amino acids. Gene Ontology annotation, molecular function: structural constituent of ribosome. Gene Ontology annotation, cellular component: ribosome; cytosolic large ribosomal subunit. NCBI's taxonomy places the organism in Eukaryota, Viridiplantae, Streptophyta, Magnoliopsida, Ranunculales, Papaveraceae.
AAAUUACUCGUUAACCUGUUAGGGUUGAAAAUGGCAUUUCCAUAAAUUCUCCAACCUAUAUAAAUAGAAAAAUACCUCCAAUUCAUUUUCUAGGGUUUUGUAAUUUCAAUCUUCUUUGGAAAUCCUUGACCAGCCGGAAAGCCAUGGGGAGAAGACCUGCAAGGUGUUACAGGCAGAUUAAGAACAAGCCAUACCCAAAGUCCAGGUACUGUCGUGGUGUACCUGACCCAAAGAUUAGAAUUUAUGAUGUUGGGAUGAAAAGGAAAGGAGUUGAUGAAUUCCCCUUCUGUGUCCACUUGGUGAGUUGGGAGAAGGAAAAUGUCUCAAGUGAGGCUUUGGAAGCUGCUCGUAUUGCCUGUAACAAGUACAUGACCAAGUUUGCUGGGAAGGAUGCCUUCCAUUUGAGAGUCAGAGUACAUCCUUUCCAUGUCUUGCGUAUCAACAAGAUGCUUUCAUGUGCUGGAGCUGAUAGACUCCAGACUGGUAUGAGAGGAGCAUUCGGUAAACCCCUGGGUACUUGUGCCAGAGUUAGCAUUGGUCAGGUCCUCUUGUCAGUUCGUUGCAAGGAUACCAACGGCAACAACGCCCAGGAAGCCCUUCGUCGUGCCAAGUUCAAGUUCCCUGGACGUCAAAAGAUCAUUGUCAGCAGGAAGUGGGGAUUCACAAAGUUCAGCCGUACCGACUACGUCAAAUGGAAGUCAGAGAACAGAAUCGUUCCAGAUGGUGUCAAUGCUAAGUUACUUGGAUGUCAUGGACGUUUGGCUAGACGUCAGCCCGGUCAAGCUUUCUUGGAUGCUGUUGCUGCUUAGAACAACAAGAAGUCUGUUUUAAAUAGAAAAUCUGCUUUGAUUAGAAAAAUCAGGAUUUUUGUUUUUGCUAAGUGAAAAAUUUGGAGUAAUUUGUGGAACUUUUGAGUUUGUGUAUUUUGAGUUCAGUUUGGGUAACAUAGUUUGUACCCAUUGUAUGGCAUACAUUAAAAGCGUUGGCAGCAGUUUGACUGCCCUUUAUGUUAUUUUCAUCUGCAUUAGUACUAAAGUCUUAUAUUUUAAUCUUC